Lottia gigantea (owl limpet) is the source of this 237-nucleotide messenger RNA. RefSeq lists its product as hypothetical. The transcript has 2 exons. The record is from RefSeq and is a predicted model, not a curated record. Gene Ontology annotation, cellular component: neuromuscular junction; plasma membrane; presynaptic membrane. Gene Ontology annotation, molecular function: calmodulin binding; diacylglycerol binding; syntaxin-1 binding. Gene Ontology annotation, biological process: presynaptic dense core vesicle exocytosis; synaptic transmission, glutamatergic; synaptic vesicle priming. The annotation marks the transcript as partial. NCBI's taxonomy places the organism in Eukaryota, Metazoa, Mollusca, Gastropoda, Lottiidae.
AAUGAACAAAAUGAAGGGGAAGAAAGUGGAUCUCAUAGUUUAGAUUUUUGGCAUAAACUUAUAGAUUUAUUAGUAUCUGUCAUAGAUGAGGAUAAAAAUAACUACACAUCAGUAUUAAAUCAAUUCCCUCAGGAGUUAAAUGUAGGACAAGUCAGUGCCUCUAUCAUUUGGAGUUUAUUCUCCCAAGACUUGUGUAUGGCUUUAAAAGGUAUGUGUAUGAUUGCUUUAUUUUAUUAG